This is a messenger RNA of Jaculus jaculus (lesser Egyptian jerboa), 2766 nucleotides long. RefSeq names its product RPGR interacting protein 1 (gene Rpgrip1). NCBI's taxonomy places the organism in Eukaryota, Metazoa, Chordata, Mammalia, Rodentia, Dipodidae. The record is from RefSeq and is a predicted model, not a curated record. Gene Ontology annotation, cellular component: photoreceptor connecting cilium. Bases 1 to 2766 code for a protein of 921 amino acids. Gene Ontology annotation, biological process: retinal rod cell development; non-motile cilium assembly. The transcript is spliced from 15 exons. Gene Ontology annotation, molecular function: thromboxane A2 receptor binding.
AUGCUGAAACUGUGUAAGAAAGACAUACCCCACACCUUGGAGGCUCCAUCUGACAACGUGCCUCCAAUUUUCAGCCUGCUAGACAGCAGUCAUCAGCCCCGCUGGAGCAAUGAACACCUGGACGAGCCGCUGCCACAGCCGCUCUCUCCACUGCAGGACCGCCUGCUGGAGGCCGAGCUGGAGGGAAGGAUGAAUGCCUUACCUCAGCUGUUCAGAGAGAAAGUUGAAAAAGAGGAUGUGAAGCUUGAAGUUGCCAACAUUCCCCAUCAACAUGAACAGGAAGAAGACAUCCUCCAGAUGACAGCAGUAGUGGUGACUCCAUCUCCUGACACACUAUCUGAACCAGCUGCUGAGCCAGCUCUAUUCCAAGAGACAGAUCAAAGAAAGUCUAGUGAGCCAAACAUUCAAGAAGCAAAGAAACUCUCCCAGAUACUAAGUGAGUUGCAAGUGUCACAUGCACAGACCUCACUGGAACUAGAAAAGACAAGAGACAUGCUUCUUCUGCAGCGCAAAAUCAACGUGUGCUAUCAGGAGGAAUUGGAGGCAAUGGUGACAAAAGGUGAUAAUGAAAAUAGGGAUCACAAAGAAAAACUGGAGAGGUUGAACCAACUCCUGGACCUCAAGAACAACCGUAUAAAGCAGCUGGAAGGUAUUUUACGAAGCCACGGUCUUCUGACAUCUGCACAGCUGAAAGAUGUUGCUUAUGGCACUCAACAGUUGUCAUUAUGUCUGGAAACACUGCCAGCCCAUGGAAAUGAGGAGGAAGUGGACAUGUCUCUGCUGCAUCAGAGUGAGAAUCUUUUUGAACUGCACAUCCACCAGGCAUUCCUGGCAUCUGCUGCCCUGGAACAGGCUGGAGAUCCCCAACCUACCACUUUCUGCACUUACUCCUUCUAUGAUUUUGAAACCCACUGUACCCCUCUUUCUGUGGGGCCACAGCCCUUCUACGAUUUUACCUCUCAGUAUGUGGUGGAGACAGGUUCCUUUUUCUUGAACUACCUUCAAGGAGCUUCAGCCCGGCUUGAUCUCAUCCAGGCUGUGGCAAGUGAGCACCAUAUCCUUGCAAGUGGGUGGAUUUCCUUUGACAAGGUGCUAGAGACUAUGGAGAAAGUCGAUGGCUUGGCCACACUUACUGGAGCUGGUGGAGAAGACUUUGGGGUGCUAACAUACUGGAUGAGGCUGCGCUUGCCCCUAAAAUCCAGCCUACAGGCAUGCAAUAAACGAAAGAAAGCCCAGGCAUACCUGUCAGUCAAUAAAUGGAAAGCCUGGACAGCCCAGCAGGAUGAGUCCAGAUCAGAAGCUUGGAGCCCUCAGAAUGAGUUGCGGAUUGAGAUCACCAGCUGCUGUGGCCUUCAGAGUCGAUGGCCUGGACUUCAGCCCAGUCCAUAUGCUAUGUACCACUUCUUCACUUUUUCUGACCAUGAUACAGCCAUCAUUCCAGCCAGUAACAAUCCAUACUUUAGAGACCAAGCUCGAUUCCCAGUGCUUGUGACCUCUGACCUGGACCAGUAUCUAAGGCUGGAGGCCCUGUCUAUAUAUGUUUUUGAUGAUGAAGAUUCAGAACCUGGCUCCUAUCUUGGCAGAGCCCAAGUGCCUCUCCUGCCUCUUGCUCAAAACAAAUCUAUUGAAGGUGAUUUUAACCUCACUGACCCUGAGGAGAAGUCCAGUGGAACUAUCCAAGUGCAACUGGAGUGGAAUUCUCACUACUUGCCCCCCAAGGGCUUCCUGACACCAGAAGCUGAAACUGAGGAAACAGACAAGAAAGGCAAUUUGGAGGUUUCAUGCCCGGAGGAAAAGACUUCUUUUCUUCCUCAGGACCAGACCACAUCUGCAGAAAUUCCCAUUAAGACUGAACAGAAUCAAACAAAGAGAAAACCCCCUCAGAUGGGAGACAGAAAGGAAAAAGAACAUCAGGUAGCCAACUACUCAAGAAGAAAACAUGCCAAAAGAACAGGCGUCCAAGGAAAAAACAGAAUGGAGUAUCUGAGUCGUAACAUCUUAAAUGGAAAUACAUUACAACAGGUGCAUUACUCUGACUGGAAGUUCUCAGGGCUCAAGAUGGGCAUGGAUGAUGAUCUGAAAACUCUGAACCAAGAAGAGGAAAUGACAUUAUCCCAUUCAGCACUGAAUCAGGAAGAGUCCCCAUAUACUGGAAGUGAUCAAGACACGUGUGAACAAGCUUCUGAAGUCAGCGAAGCACAAACAACAGACAGUGAUGACAUCAUAGUGAUACCCCAAUCUCAGAAAUGUCCUAAAGCUGACUCAGAGAAGAUUUGCAUUGAAAUUGUCUCCCUGUCCUUCUGCCCAGAGGCUGAAGUGAUGUCUGAUGAGAACAUAAAGCAGGUGUAUGUGGAGUAUAAAUUCUACGACUUGCCUCUGUCAGAAACAGAGACUCCAAUGUCCCUGAGGAAACCGAGGGCAGGAGAAGUAAUCCACUUCCACUUUAGCAAGGUGAUAGACCUGGACCCAGUGGAGCAACAAGGCCGAAGGCAGUAUCUGUUUGCCAUGCUGCACGCUGAAGACCCUGAUGAGGGAUGGUUAAAAUUUACCGUGGUAAGUGAUCCUUUGGAUGAAGAAAAGGAAUGUCAAGAAGUAGGAUAUGCAUAUCUUGAGCUGUGGCAGAUCUUUGAAUCAGGAAGAGAUAUCCUAGAAGAAGAACUAGAUAUUGUCAGCCCUGAAGACCAGGCUGUUCGAAUAGGAAAGCUGAAGGUUUCCCUUCAAGCAGCUGCAGCCCUCCAUGGUAUUUAUAAGGAGAUGACUCAAUGA